GUUAAGGAUGUUGCAUUUGACAAAGGUGUAGAGAUUGUACAAGAUGUUCUGGGAUUAGGGGACCAAACAAACAACUCCAAUCCAAACAACCGUGCUCCAUCGGAGAAUAGACAAAAUGCUCGUGACCAGAGGACCUUGAACAAUAUUAUCCAGAACCAAUCAAACAAGGAGGUCAUAGAGAACGGAUACAAUUCAAACAGUAACGAUGGAGUCAUCAAUGAGGAUGGUUCUGUUGGAGGUCAA
Molecule: messenger RNA, 243 nt
Organism: Acytostelium subglobosum LB1
Lineage: Eukaryota; Evosea; Eumycetozoa; Acytosteliales; Acytosteliaceae
Exons: 1
Source: RefSeq, a predicted model, not a curated record